Molecule: messenger RNA, 714 nt
Organism: Triticum urartu
Lineage: Eukaryota; Viridiplantae; Streptophyta; Magnoliopsida; Poales; Poaceae
Product: UDP-glycosyltransferase 79-like
Molecular function (GO): quercetin 3-O-glucosyltransferase activity; quercetin 7-O-glucosyltransferase activity
Source: RefSeq, a predicted model, not a curated record
AUGCAUGGCUCCGACACGCUUGCGCGGUUCCUCCUCCUCGCCGACGACGUCCGGGUGCUCGUGUAUGACUCGCACCUGCCGUGGGCGCGACGCGUGGCGAGUGAGGCCGGCGUGGCCGCGACAGCGUUCUUCACGCAGAUGUGCGCGGUGGACGUGCUGUACGGCGAGGUCUCCGUGGGGCGGGUCGCGCUGCCACUGGCAGACGGGAGCGCGCUUCGGGGGAGGCUCUCCGUGGAGCUCGGGCCCAACGACGUGCCACCGUUCGUCGCCGCGCAGGCGUGGUACCCGACGUUCACGGACUCGGCGCUGUCGCAGUUCGAUGGGCUGGACCAGGCCGACCACGUGCUCGUCAACUCCUUUCAUGACCUCGAGCCAAUGGUGAGCACCAGCUACCAGCACCUGGACCAGGCCGUCGCGACGGGGCCGGGCGCGGCCGGGGCGAGGCGAGUCGAGGAUGGGCGCGGCCGGGCGCAGCCGAGCACAGCGAGGCGAGGCCACGACGAGUUGAGGACGGGCACGGGUGGGCGCGGCAGGGCGCGGCGAGGUGACGCUAGGCGCGACCGGACGCAGCAGCGGGGCGCGGCUGGGAGCAGCGAGGCAAGGCCGUGGCAAGUUGACGCCGGGCGCAACAGGGCGAAGCCACGACGAGGAGCGGGGUCGAUGAAGAUGCCACGGGAGGAGGCCGACGUGGCACUCGCGGUGUGGCAUGGAUGA